Molecule: messenger RNA, 975 nt
Organism: Lynx canadensis (Canada lynx)
Lineage: Eukaryota; Metazoa; Chordata; Mammalia; Carnivora; Felidae
Gene: OTP
Product: orthopedia homeobox
Biological process (GO): neuron differentiation; regulation of DNA-templated transcription
Molecular function (GO): DNA-binding transcription factor activity, RNA polymerase II-specific; DNA binding
Source: RefSeq, a predicted model, not a curated record
AUGCUGUCUCACGCCGACCUCCUGGACGCCAGGCUAGGUAUGAAAGAUGCUGCCGAGCUUCUGGGCCACCGGGAGGCGGUGAAGUGUAGGCUGGGCGUGGGGGGCUCCGACCCUGGGGGCCAUCCGGGGGACCUAGCGCCCAACUCCGACCCAGUCGAGGGAGCCACUCUGCUGCCCGGGGAGGACAUCACUACAGUGGGCUCUACGCCGGCCUCGCUGGCGGUGAGCGCAAAGGACCCGGACAAACAGCCGGGGCCCCAAGGAGGCCCGAACCCCAGCCAAGCCGGCCAGCAGCAGGGCCAACAGAAGCAGAAGCGCCACCGGACGCGCUUCACCCCGGCGCAGCUCAACGAGUUGGAGAGGAGCUUCGCGAAGACUCACUAUCCCGACAUCUUUAUGCGAGAGGAGCUGGCGCUGCGUAUCGGGCUGACGGAAUCCCGAGUGCAGGUCUGGUUCCAGAACCGGCGCGCUAAGUGGAAGAAACGCAAGAAGACCACCAACGUGUUCCGCGCGCCGGGAACUCUGCUGCCCACACCAGGCCUGCCUCAGUUUCCGUCAGCCGCCGCCGCCGCCGCCGCCGCUAUGGGCGACAGCCUGUGCUCUUUCCACGCCAACGACACCCGCUGGGCGGCGGCCGCCAUGCCGGGCGUAUCACAGUUGCCGCUGCCGCCGGCUCUGGGCAGGCAGCAAGCUAUGGCGCAGUCGCUGUCCCAGUGCAGCCUGGCGGCCGGGCCGCCGCCCAACUCCAUGGGCCUGUCCAACAGCCUGGCGGGCUCCAACGGCGCGGGGCUGCAGUCGCACCUCUACCAGCCCGCUUUCCCCGGCAUGGUGCCCUCCCUCCCCGGCCCCAGCAACGUCUCCGGCUCGCCCCAGCUCUGCAGCUCCCCGGACAGCAGCGACGUGUGGCGGGGCACGAGCAUCGCCUCCCUCCGCCGCAAGGCGCUAGAGCACACAGUCUCCAUGAGCUUCACUUAA